Messenger RNA from Macrobrachium nipponense, 1016 nucleotides. RefSeq lists its product as uncharacterized. The transcript is spliced from 4 exons. NCBI's taxonomy places the organism in Eukaryota, Metazoa, Arthropoda, Malacostraca, Decapoda, Palaemonidae. The coding region runs from base 125 to 655 and encodes 176 amino acids. The record is from RefSeq and is a predicted model, not a curated record.
CAAGGCAGUUUUAGUCUUUGUCUUCCUUUCUGUCAGCGAAGAAGGACAUGAACGGUUUGCUCGUGCAAAAUUGCGUUUUCGUUUGUGACGUUUCAGGCUACACGUCUGUUAUGUUGUUGAAAUUAUGGAGAGCAAAUUUGGUUUGAUUUUCAUCGGUUGUUUAAUUGUCGUGUGCUACUGCAAGAGGUCCUCGGACUUGCCAGAGCGUAAGUACGGCACCUUCUAUCAAAAAUCGGUCGUCGAUGACGACGAUGAUCAGAGACCGGUAGCCGAGAAGCCUUCUGCAAGUUUCCCGGUCAAUAUAGCGGAUCGGAUCCUGGGUGCUCUGAACGACGUCUUCGAGGGGAUGCUGAAGGGGCGGCAGGCCAACGAUCCUUUGGUCCUGUUCGCCAAUGGUCUGAGGUUUGGGCUCUAUAUGAUACUUGGUUACUACGACAGACAGGAUUGCUACCAGCGUUGUUGGUGCACGGCAGGGUCAGUCCUGGGCUUGAUGUCGAAUACCUCUACAGCAGCAUUGCUCGCUGUGAGGUACGUCGCGCCUCCUAGUUGGCACCAUGCAAUCAAUCUUGCAGAAGAAGGCGCGCUUGGAAUCUCUUGCAAUAACUACAGAUGUGGCCCGCAGACAGAUUCUGACCCUCGAGAUAACUUGAAGUAACAACUUUAUGACCAGUUUGGUCGGAACUUCCUCGUUGCUUGGUUAAUGUAACGCAAGCCGCCUGUUUCCGAACCAGUAUAGGUAGCAAGUACUGCAGUAAACGCGCAUCUUUCAAGAUUCUGUAACUGUCGCGUUUUUUGGUGGGGUAAAUAGUAUGGUAAUUUAAAUUAUUGUUCAAUUUUAAUUCCACGACUUUGGUAUCUAUUAGACUCCAAUCGAAGUUUACGGUUACCAGGAACUGCCAAGGCCUUUGGUAAUUAGGCUUAAUUUUUUUAUGUGCCGGUUUUAAUGUAUUUAAAGUCAUAUUUUAUUUUUGUAAGUUUAAUUGUAUAUGGAUAAAAUAAACAUUGAAAGAGACUUU